UCCAGUUUUGUGCAUUUCAACCACAGCGUCUGUGGCUUCACUUGUGGCGUUUUAUCGUUUGAAACAUGGGGAGCAUGGUGGAGAUGUUACUGUGGGCCUGGAUUAUUCUGGACUCGGGGGGGUAUUCAGUCUCACUGCUAGAAAUCACUGAUGAGAAGUUUAUUGAUGAAUGUGUGAAGGAACAUAACUGGGCACGAUCAUCUGUCAAGCCACCUUCAAGUGACAUGCUGUACAUGACAUGGGAUGAAGGCUUGGCCAUUACUUCGAGAGCAUGGGCAAGACACUGUGUGUUUGAACACAACAUCUACCUCAAAGAGGUCCGCCGCGUGCACCCUACCUUCCCUUCAGUAGGAGAGAACAUAUGGGUAGGCUCCCCACCAUCAUCAUUUAACGUGAAGGCGGCCAUAAAAAGUUGGGUGGAUGAAAAACAACACUAUGACUACAAAAGCCAGACAUGUAACAAAGUCUGUGGCCACUACACACAGGUUGUGUGGGCAAGCAGCUACAAAGUUGGGUGUGCCGCUCAACUGUGCAAAAAUGGUGUCAGGAACUUUCAUGAUGGAGAGAGCGUUAUUUUUGUAUGCAACUAUGCUAGAGCGGGUAAUGUGAACGGAAGGCGACCAUAUGAAACUCAGGGGGCAGCCUGCUCUGGAUGUAAAGACACCUGUGAGGAGAAUCUCUGCCGUAACCAAGAACGAGAUACACAGAAAAGCUACAACUGGACCCCAGACUGGGAUCCAGUUACUGGGAGCCCGGCUACUUCGGACUCCAACUACGUGUCUAUUCUGGUCGCCCGUCCCAUCGGCAUAAUCUUCACCUUCAUCACAGCAUAUGCAGUCCACCACUUUUACCCCGAUGUCUUCUUUUAUGAAUAGACUGUGAUGACCUGAAGGACAUGUACUUAUUCAGUCAGUAUUAUGAUAAAGAUUCAAGUUUAAUUCAACCUUUUUUUUUUUUUGUCUAUAGACAGCUUUCAGGUCCCAGCAGAGCCGUACAUAAACUGUGAAAAAGUACACACAUCCUGUUUGUAAAGCCACAAGUGACACAGCAGUUUUAAACCAUCAGACAGAUGGUGAGAGAAAACUCAAGGGAACAAAAUGUCCACUGAGAUUGUCAUUUUACUGCUGUGGCGUACAAGUUAAAGCUGCACAAGUCAUUUUUUUAAUAUAUAAAUUAAAAUCAAAGUCAAAUUACAAACAUUAAAUGUAAAAGCAGUUACUCAUGGUGAUGAACCCACAACUCUGCAGUUUCCCCUAGCUCUACGGAGCGUUUAGCACAUUUCAGCAAAUUGUCUUGGUUUUAUGGCUGACAGUGUUACGGUUCUGGUUCAGUCAGGAUUUUAUAAAUGUUUAUAAAAACUGUAUACCUAAAUACCACACUGACGUAGGUAUUCAGACUCAUUAUACAGUACUUAAUUAAAGCACCUUUAGUGGCAAUUAC
Messenger RNA from Micropterus salmoides (largemouth bass), 1440 nucleotides. It is a transcript of the gene glipr1a, whose product is annotated as GLI pathogenesis-related 1a. Gene Ontology annotation, cellular component: extracellular region. The coding region runs from base 66 to 875 and encodes 269 amino acids. The record is from RefSeq and is a predicted model, not a curated record. Lineage: Eukaryota; Metazoa; Chordata; Actinopteri; Centrarchiformes; Centrarchidae. The transcript is spliced from 6 exons.